AUGACGCUUGUGGAGGAGUCUCCUUCGAGGCCUAUGGAAGGGCUUGAAGUCGGACGGCCUACGUCCACCGGCAAGAGUGAUUCGAGAGCGGACUUAGAUGAGGGCAUUGCCGCGGAUGUAGACUUCUCGUCGAUAGACGAACAUGUGCGUCAUGACUGCUACGACGAUGUCAUGGACACCGUCCGGACCCCGCGCAACGGAGAUCAGCAAAUGUCGCUGGACUGGCUCGAGCCGCUCGAAUUGUUCAAUCUCGGCGAGGUCAGCAAGCCUGUAGCAAGUCAAAGUGCCGCUGGACCCGUCGCCUCACCGGGUCCGGCGACGAUGAACGCCUUAGAGCCAUCGGCAGCGCCGCGACGAGAGCUGCACCUAACUGACACGGAGACCGGGAUAGGCCUCCAAGAAUCCUCGUUCCGCGGCUAUAGAAGCAAGUAUAAGCGAAAGCGACUGCACGUUGGGUGUGGACAUGGCGACGAUGACGAUGUCACUGGCGAAGAAGCCGAGGUUCUGCGCGAGGCGAAAGACGGAUUACAGAGGCGUCGCAAAGCUCGCAAACGCCGCGGCAACACUGAUUGUCGCUCGCCACAUCCUGGCCGGCCGGUCAUUACCGCGUGCUCGCCCACGACUAUGCUAGUGCUAUUCCAACUAACUCGUAGGAGACACUGCCGAGAUGACGAUGCUCGCUCUCGGCUGUCUAAAUCUUGCGUCGCAUCGACAUCGCCAGAGCCGCUAGAGCUGCAAGAGCAACCGACCUGGGCCGUUGACCGCAUCGUCAAAUGCAGUCGGAAGAAUGGUAACGUGUUCUACAGGGUCAAAUGGAAAGAUACCUAG
This is a messenger RNA of Zasmidium cellare ATCC 36951, 828 nucleotides long. RefSeq lists its product as uncharacterized. Lineage: Eukaryota; Fungi; Ascomycota; Dothideomycetes; Mycosphaerellales; Mycosphaerellaceae. The transcript is spliced from 5 exons. Bases 1 to 828 code for a protein of 275 amino acids. The record is from RefSeq and is a predicted model, not a curated record.